This is a messenger RNA of Acaulospora colombiana, 746 nucleotides long. The record is from the annotation of a GenBank genome assembly. NCBI's taxonomy places the organism in Eukaryota, Fungi, Glomeromycota, Glomeromycetes, Diversisporales, Acaulosporaceae.
CCAAACAACACAUUAUCGAGCGCAUCAUUACCACUGAGAACACACGUAACAGACAAUGCAGCCCAGAAGAACGGUACUGCAACCAAAGUCCACAGCACGGAGAACCCCACUUCCUUAGUAUUCGGACAUAAAAUAAUGGAUAAGGAGAAUUCAUAUAAUCCUAAAGUUAACAAUGGAAACGUCUUAAGUCAGACUAAUUCUCGAAAUAACGUGAUUCCAAUUUAUAACACGCCUGUGCCACCGACACAACCUCCAACAACAAAAGGAAUUCAACAUUCCAACGGAGGGAGUCCACCAGUUGGUAAUUCUAUGAAUCAAGUUAAUCGUGGAAGUGCGACAGCGACUUUGGAUAGUGCAUCAACAAAUUCAUCAAACAAACCUGCUGUCUCAAUCGUCAUUUGGGUGAGAUGUUUAGAUAGUUGCAGAGGACUCAUCAAAAAGAUUAUUAACAAAUUAACCCGUAUAUUUGUAGUGCUCGAUGAAUACUGUAGUCCUAUAAAAAGAACCGAAAAGAAUUUAUUUAUCGAGGGGGUACCAGAUCUCAAUCUCUCUAGCGAGCAAUCUAGUCAAAAGAAAGUCCAGGCAAGUGUCGAUUCCACAUCUUCACAGAAGAUUAAAAUGUCACCGAGAAAACAGCUCCAAAAUUACAAGAAGGAUUUGAAGUUAAGUGAUAGCACGAACAUUGACCAGAACACGGGAAAGAGAAGGCUGAACCCAAGCGAGAAUACUUCUGUCAAACAUCCGAU